This is a messenger RNA of Metarhizium album ARSEF 1941, 546 nucleotides long. RefSeq lists its product as uncharacterized. The transcript is spliced from 2 exons. The record is from RefSeq and is a predicted model, not a curated record. NCBI's taxonomy places the organism in Eukaryota, Fungi, Ascomycota, Sordariomycetes, Hypocreales, Clavicipitaceae. The coding region runs from base 1 to 546 and encodes 181 amino acids.
AUGGCGCGAUUCUUUGAUUUGGAGGAAGAGGGCGACGAUGGCGCCAGUCAUCCGCCCGAAGAUCUGAUUACACAGGCGUUGCAGGCCAAGAGCCAGCUACAAAACAAAACCGACCAGCUCGCAGCCGUGCCUGCUGCUGCUUCGACGCAUUGUUCAGAGUCAAUUGCUAGAGCUUUUCAGUGUUAUCCCAUCAUUUCCUCCAUAGUCUCGUCCAUCGAUUUGAAUACGUUGGAUUCUCUGGCACGCACAUGUCAUUCUCUGCACGACGGCCUCAUUCAAUAUCGCAAUGUUCUCGUCACGUCGACCUUGCAUUGCACCAACGAACCAGUCCCCGUCAAUCCCGAGGAGCUGCUUCGCUACCGCGCCCGUGCCAGCAACUGGCACUACAUGGAAGACGGCCGCAGCUACAACGGCAAGUCGGGUGCCUGCGCCCGAGACAUGGUAGACGAAUGCAGAAGGUGUGGCGAGGUCAUCUGCCGAGUAGGUUUCUUGCCCGCGUCAGCAAAGCUUGCUCAAGAUCCGAGCAAGCUUGCGGCAUCGCGCUAA